Ictidomys tridecemlineatus (thirteen-lined ground squirrel) is the source of this 552-nucleotide messenger RNA. NCBI's taxonomy places the organism in Eukaryota, Metazoa, Chordata, Mammalia, Rodentia, Sciuridae. The record is from RefSeq and is a predicted model, not a curated record.
AUGUUCAUCUCAGGAUCCAAGAUUUGUCAGGCACUCAAAGUGAGGCCAAGGCCUGGAGACAGCCAGUUCCUGGUGGCUGUUGGGCAGCUCAAGACAGCUCCCUGCCUCACCAGCCAUGUCCUCCCUCUGGCCUGGAUCACUCAGUACUGUCGCCUUUGCCUCCUAUUGCCCUCCUGGGUCCUGGGCCCCCAAGGAUCCCGAGGGUGCUAUUUCCAGAAUCCCAAAAAAAGCAUGGAAGAACAGACCAGCUCCUCAGGUGGUGAGAAGAUGAGGUCACCUGCCAGGGAACCUUGACCCCACCACAAAGCUGAGCUGACUCAAGCUUAAGAGUUGCUGGAGCAGCAGCUGGAGCUGUACCAGACCCUGCUGGUAGGGCAGGAGGGAGCCUGGGAAGCCCAGGCCCUAGUGCUCAAGAUCCAGAAGCUAAAAGAUCAGAUGAAGAGACACCAAGAGAACCUGAGAGGACAUGCCUAAGCUUCCCACAAGUACCCACAUAACCCUCCAAAACCAGAAAUACUGCCCAGCACCCUGCAAUGGGCCCUUUCAGAAACA